AUGUGUAGGAGGGCACAUGGAGGAGGCAAUGAUCUAUCUAUCUGUAAAAGAGACAUAAAACAAUUUGAGAAUUUACUUGUUUCAAUGGCGUCCAGAGAAGUAGCAACGAUGAUCAAACAAGGGUUUAUCGCAGAUCCUUCUCUCUCUUUCUCACCGUCAAGAAUCACAUCGCCGACCAAACACUCAUCCGCCUCUUCUCCUCCCCUACCGUCCCCACCGCCUCCUCCGCCGCCGCCGCCAAACGAAACGAGUCACUCGAACCCGACUCUUUACCACAUGAUGUCAGAAGAGCACAACCGCGAGCCACGGAGGAAAUCCCACGCGCGCGUGGCUCAGAUCCUGACGGAGUUCAAGAACGGCGUCGUUUACGGCCACAGCCUCGGUCCCAGCGACGUUAAGCUGAGUGUGGUGGGAAAAGACGGUUACAGAGUCACCAUGGAUGUUCACAGGAAGGUUUUAUCGGAGAAGAGCAGGUUUUUCAUGGUGAAGAUGAAUUCCAGAAGAGAGAAAGGAGUUUCUCACAUAGUUUCUGCAGCUAUAUCGUUUGAUGAAGGAGUAAUGUCAUGUUUGGAGCAUUUGGAAGCUGUUCCUUGGUCAGAAGAUGAAGAAGAGAUUGUUGUAUCUUGUCUUGAAGAGCUUCAUCUUCCUGAUGAUUCAGUCACUUUGAUUCUCCAGAGACUUUCGUCUGAACCUUCGACUUCCUCGACGAGAAACAGAACCGAUGAUAUCUUCUUGAAGCUACUCACUGGUGUUCUACAAGCCAAAGACGAUAAAGCACGGCGAGAGAUGAAAGUUUUGAUCUUUAAGUUGCUCAGGGAAGAAGCUGAUCAUGAAGUCUCUAAAGAGACGCUCUACGGUUUGUGCCAUCGAUGCCUCACCUCUCUUGUCCUCUGCUUGUCCGAAGUGACCACACAGAUGAAUGAUCCCGGGAAAGACCGUGGUGCUCUGAUGGGAGAGAUCGCCAGAGAAGCUGAUAACAUGCUUUGGAUGGUAGAUAUACUGAUCGAGAAGAAAAUGUGCGACGAGUUUGUGAAGCUAUGGGCGGAUCAAAAGGAGCUAGCGAAUCUCCACUCCAAGAUACCGACCAUGUACAGACACGAGAUAAGCAAGAUCACAGCGCAGAUAUGUGUUGGUAUUGGUAGGGGAAGGAUCUUGGUGAACCGGGAGACUAGGUUUGCGGUUUUGAACACGUGGUUAGAGGCUUUGUAUGAUGAUUUCGGGUGGAUGAGACGGUUAUCCUCGAGGUCUCUGGAUAGGAAACUGGUGGAGGAUGGACUCAGCCAGACCAUACUGACCUUGUCGUUGAGGCAACAACAGGUGAUUCUGAUGAAAUGGUUUGAUCGGUUUCUGAGCAAAGGCGAUGAUUGUCCAAAUGUCCAACGAGCUUUUGAGGUGUGGUGGAGAAGAGCUUUCAUAAGACAGGUCUUGACAGAGCCAGAUGCGUCACAGCUGCAGAUUACACUCUAUGACUAA
Molecule: messenger RNA, 1473 nt
Organism: Thlaspi arvense
Lineage: Eukaryota; Viridiplantae; Streptophyta; Magnoliopsida; Brassicales; Brassicaceae
Source: the annotation of a GenBank genome assembly